Messenger RNA from Aspergillus tubingensis, 1656 nucleotides. RefSeq names its product Zn(II)2Cys6 transcription factor domain-containing protein. The record is from RefSeq and is a predicted model, not a curated record. Lineage: Eukaryota; Fungi; Ascomycota; Eurotiomycetes; Eurotiales; Aspergillaceae. The transcript is spliced from 8 exons. Gene Ontology annotation, biological process: regulation of DNA-templated transcription. The coding region runs from base 1 to 1656 and encodes 551 amino acids. Gene Ontology annotation, molecular function: DNA-binding transcription factor activity, RNA polymerase II-specific; zinc ion binding.
AUGGCUCCUGAUGUAUGCUUGGUCAUCAUUUCCAUCAUCUCAAUUCAAAAUUAUCUUCUUUCGAAUUCUUUUGAGCGGAAAUGGGCCAUGUUGUCGAAUGAUAAUGGAGAGAAGGGCAGGCGAUUCUUCGACCGAGCUGCCGAGAUCCACAGACCCACACUACACGCUAACCAUAAGAAGAAGCAUUCGGUGCCAAGACUUGCUAAUCCUGGGGAUUCGCCGAAUCUCAACUCACAACCACAUGACCCGCGGCUCGGCUUCUCUGCCUGGUUCUGUCACUCCCGCCAUGCUGGCUCCUCCGCCUUUCCCCCGUACUGCAGUAGAUGCAAAAUGAAAGUAAAGAGCCGCUCAGUGUGUCAGAACUGUCGGCAAAGGAAAUAUUCGUGCGACGGAAAACGUCCUUCCUGUUCUCAAUGCAUAGCAACCAAGAGAGACUGCCCGGGCUAUGAAGCGGUGACUUUCCUUCCACCCAAGACUUCUGGGCAACAGAUCAUCUCUUCUGGGCCACUGGAAAGCCCCAUAUCACGUGAGGCGUCGCUAUCACUUUCCGGAUCGUCCACCGGGUGUCUCAUACUAAAUCUUUCGGCUUUUCGAUGGUCGACAGAUGAAGAAUUCUUCGCUUUAGUGACGGAGUAUUUUACUCCCUACUUUAAUGGUCAGGAGCAAUAUGGCCGCCCCAAAAAGCACUUCUCAACCCUGUGUAGCCCCUGGUUGGAGACUGUCCCUCUGCUUCUGGACACAAGCAGAAGUACAACCCUUCUGUCAGUGUCGCUCCGCACUUUAGGCUACUCAAUUAUAGCCAAAGGAAAUAGAGACCGUAGACGCAGUCAAUGGGACCUCUGUCGUGCCGAGUCAUACACGAAAGCUGUGCAUUCUUUGAGCAAUAAAAUCGCUGAAGAUGACGGUGGCUGCAAUGAAUCCGCUGCUGCUAUUAUGUGCUUAUGUCUAGCCGAGUGGUUAGUACCUACAUCCCGUGAGGGCUGGAUCGCUCAUAUCAGAGGGAUUGGCCGGAUGAUGGAAAUGUGUGGACCAGAGUCAUUUACUGGACCGAUCGCGCACCAGCUCUUUAUCGGGUUCCGGCCCCUAGUUAUACUGGAGGCGUGCAUCUCCCGCCAAGACACUUUCCUUUCUUCGGUCGAGUGGCAGACAAUACCUUUCGCAUUUCAUGAACCAUCGCCAUUGCAAACGCUAUUGAGUCACGGUUCUAUCCUACCAUCUGUCUUACGAAGAGUCCAGACUACAGAUUCCCUCCCCCUCAACGAGAGGGGACCCCUGUGUGAAGGAGUCAUUGCGGAGUUGAUAAAUACUCUGCAGGAGCUUGACAACGAAAACGUCAACCAUUAUGAUGGCGGCAAUGCCUGCAGUCGAGCGGCGGAGACGAGGAAGAGGGCCGCCAGCCAUAAGGAAGGUGGUAGCUCAGCCUCGCGAUUUACCCGAUUCGGGAGACCGGAGUCUUGGUCCGUUGGAAUUGACCUAUUAUUGGUCACUAGACUAAUGGGUGAAGGAACUACUAAGGCUUUGGGAGCGGGGUUAAGAGCAGUCGGUCGAUUCAUGGCGGUAGAAUGGUUGGUAGUUCGUGUCAAGUACCGAGCCGUGUAUCAGACCCUCAACCGAAAUCGUGUCCAUUUGAGGGCAAUCGCUGAAUGCAGAGCUUAA